GAUUCGCGCGGAAAGAGACCGUUCAAACUAUGGGACGGACGACGUAACGUGCGGAAGGGGUUGGUGGUCGGAAGCCUCGACGAGCUAGUACAACGGGGAAGAGACAAACUUGGGCUGUCCCUCGGCGAGCCGGUGAGGCUGGUCCUCGAGAGCGACGGCACGCAAGUUGAGGACGCCGAAUAUUUUCGGACUCUUCCCGCUAACACCAUCCUCUUGUUGCUUCGACCUGGAGAAAGAUGGCUCCCUGCAGGCGUGGAUGUCAUCAGGGCUGCGCUCUCCGCCAUCCCGAAGAUAGUGUGCGAAACCAUCCAUGCAUUAGAUCUGCACGAUGAGACUCCUUCGUGGAAGAUUAUGGACAACAAAGGGCGGGUCACCGUCGUACUGCACUGGGACCAACGCUCCGGUCCCUCACGACUAUCGUCGGAGGCCCCAUCACCGGCACCCGGUAAGUUUUCACCCAGUAAGCGACCGUCACUGGUUAUCGGGCCAGGAGGCAAAAAGGAAACCACCAUCAACGACGUGUACGUCCCCGCUCCCGCCCAAUCCCAACCGCGAUACUCCAGCCCCCAGAUCACUGUGAUAAACCACGACGAUGUCAAACCUGUUCACAGGCUAUCCAAGCAGAGUAGUUCGCUGGAAAGCGGCACGAUCCACAUACACACGCCCGAGUGCGCUCAUCACGCUCAUAUGCCUCGAGCGGGUAGUCCUCAAAGCAACGGAGCAAUUGAAUGCGACUUCCACUGUUGUGCUCUACACGAAGAGGGUCGCAAGAUUGCCGUACAUAAGUCUGUGGCGACGUCUCCGAUUCAAGAUACACAACAGACGUCACCGCAGCCACCAUCAAGACAUGUGCGUUUUUUAGACGUUGAAGGUGGCGGUCGUAGCGGGCAGUCCGAACACGAGAGCUCUGAAAGCGAAACAGAGAACACCGUGAUGGAGGACGAGGCCGUCACCUCAGAAAAGUUCCUGCUGCUAAUCGACCAGCUGAGUGUCGAUCAGAAGCGUCAUUUGACCAUCAAAGAUAUAGGGAUCAUUCUCGAAAGACUAAGUUCCAAGAUUCUGGACGUCGAACGAUUAGAUAGAGAGAGUGAAAGCGAGGACUGUUACAAUUGGACGAUAAAAGCGACGAUUCGGGGAGAUGUACUUAGAGAGUUGGGGGUCAUUUACAACGGAAAUUAUUACGCGAUCUCGGAACACCCAGGGUACAAGGAGGAGAAUGAAGGCGUCAUAGAAGAGGCUGAAGAAGAGGAAGAAGAGGAAGAUCGGCUGUGAGCUACUACUACUGCCAUUUGUCAAAAAGCACAAAGCAGAACUAGGAAUAAAUAAGCAGAUAUGCCACAUACACAACAUAUCCGAUGUGACAUGUUCGUAUCUGUACUGACUCAAUAUUGUAAUUGGUGAUUGCAGCGCGCUCGUGUUGUGUAUACCAUCAUCACAAAGACUAUCUGAACUAAGAGACAAUCGCAUCGAUACUACGAUAAGCAUCGUCAUUCAAUUUAAAAUAUAAUUUCAUGAACUAAUAAUUAAUACAUAAUCAGAUUAAAAUUGGCA
This is a messenger RNA of Psylliodes chrysocephalus, 1551 nucleotides long. NCBI's taxonomy places the organism in Eukaryota, Metazoa, Arthropoda, Insecta, Coleoptera, Chrysomelidae. The record is from the annotation of a GenBank genome assembly.